Molecule: messenger RNA, 1218 nt
Organism: Priapulus caudatus
Lineage: Eukaryota; Metazoa; Priapulida; Priapulimorpha; Priapulimorphida; Priapulidae
Product: protein max-like
Exons: 5
Coding region: 164-700 (178 amino acids)
Biological process (GO): positive regulation of transcription by RNA polymerase II
Cellular component (GO): RNA polymerase II transcription regulator complex
Molecular function (GO): protein dimerization activity; DNA-binding transcription factor activity
Source: RefSeq, a predicted model, not a curated record
GAUACUUGCCGGAGUGAAGGUGGCGAACGGGUACCAGUCUAUGUCAAGUACCCAUUCCGAGAGUACUGAGUUACUAGUGAUAUUUUUAAUUUUCUUGUUUUCUACACCACGAUGAUUACUAGGAAAUUCGGAGCUAUACGUGUAUAAACUCGCCCCACCAAACAUGAGCGACGACGAUGACAGGGAUGUUGAUGUAGAGACCGAUGAGGAAGAUGUAGGCAUUGGUGAUUCUGAAGCAUUUGAUCACGGUCGUUCAUUGGCUGGAUCACCCGAGUUUCAAACGCAGGCAGAGAAGAGAGCCCAUCACAAUGCCCUCGAGAGAAAUAGGCGUGACCACAUCAAGGGAAGCUUUCAUAGCCUGAGAGAUUCAGUACCAUGUAUACAAGGAGAAAAGGCAUCCCGUGCACAGAUCCUGAGCAAAGCCACAGAGUACAUAGAUAAGAUGAAAAGGAUAAAUAGUAUUCAUCAAGACGACAUUGAUGAAAUGAAGCAGCAGAAUCAGCUUCUUGAAGCCCAAGUGCACAUGUUGGAGCAUGCAAAGGUGGGUAAGGUGGUCAGCGAGAGUAGUCCUGUAAAUGGAGCUACAGUUAUUAAUAGAAAGGGCAUCACCAUGUCUGUGUUUGAUGGUGGUUCCGACUCGGACACUCAGGAUCUGCAGGAAAGGCCCGCACAUAGAAAGAAACUAAAAACAAGUGUCUAGCAUAAUUUGCGAAAUUAUGAGUCUGUAAAUAGAUUGUUAUUAUUCCUGCUAUUGUUGUUACUGCAGCUGUUGUUGUUUUUCUAUAACAGUUUUCUUCCGUGCAUAUUGGCAGCGAAUAUUGUCAUUUAUUUUUAAUUGCAUUGACGAUGCUUAAGGUUAUCAUAUCACGUUAGAUAGUAUGGCUAGCCAGGUGCACCAUAAAACUAGGUGAUAUCUUACCUGAGUUUUUGUAUUCAGUGCACUAAAAUAUACAAUACAUACAUAGCCAAGCCUGUAUAUUAGGUUCAGGGGAACUGGAAAGUUUUCUGUGUAGACAAGUUUUCAUUCUAUAGAGGUGGUCUCACUGUAUAGCGGCCACUCAAGGGAACUGCCAACAGUGUGUUUAUAAGCAGAAUUCUGUCUGUAGAUGUGUCUGCUAACACAGGUCUAGCUGUAUAUAUAUUAGGUAGUAUUUACUGUAUCACAUACGGAUUGUGACCCUUUUCGAAUAAAAGUUUAAUACUUCAUGUAUAUGUAAA